Chlorella variabilis is the source of this 1167-nucleotide messenger RNA. RefSeq lists its product as hypothetical. Bases 1 to 1167 code for a protein of 388 amino acids. Gene Ontology annotation, molecular function: kinase activity. NCBI's taxonomy places the organism in Eukaryota, Viridiplantae, Chlorophyta, Trebouxiophyceae, Chlorellales, Chlorellaceae. The transcript is spliced from 8 exons. The record is from RefSeq and is a predicted model, not a curated record.
AUGCAGCUAGUUUUUGGGCUGGGAGACCCGGUGCUAGAUAUCGUGGCUCGCGUGGACCACUCGCUGCUGGAGCGACUGGGCAUGGAGCCGGGCGGCUGCGUGCCGGUGUCAGCCGAGGAGAUGGGACGCCUGCUGGCGCUGCCAGAGGUGCACGGAGGCAUGAAGAGGGUCCCCGGCGGCAGCGCGGCCAAUGUUCUCAAGGGCCUGGCCAGCCUGGCCCCCGCCAGCCUGUCGGUGGCGUUUGUGGGCAUGGUGGGGCAGGACGAGGCGGGGUGGGAGUACCGGCAGAGCAUCACCGCCCACGGCGUGCGCCCGCUGCUGCUGGAGUCGGGCACCGGCGCCGCCACCGCCGCCUGCCUGUGCCUGGUCACACCUGACGGCCAGCGCACGAUGCGCACAGCGCUGUGCGCCGCGCUGGAGCUCAGCAGCCCGCAGCAGCUGCCGCGGGAGCUGGCACCGCCGCCGCCGACAGACGGCGGCGCCGGCGCCGGCGCCGGCGCCAGCGGGCAGCCGCCCAUUGCGCUGCUGCACUGCGAGGGGUACUGCCUGUACCGCGUGGCCAUGGCGGCGGCCGCCAUGCGAGCAGCCCGCGCCCGAGGCGCCCGCGUCUCUCUGGACCUCGCUUCCUUCGAGGUGGUGGCCAACUGCUGGACACAGCUGGGCAGCCUGCUGCAGGAGCGGCUGGUCGACAUCAUCUUCUGCAACGAACAGGAGGCGGCGGCACUGUGCCAGGCUGCCGGCGUGCAGCUGCCGCCAGCAGCAGGCGGCGAGCAGGUGGUGGCAGCUGCCCAUGCCUAUCUGCUGGAGCGAGGCGUGGGCACCAUUGCGAUCAGCCGUGGCAGCAAGGGCUGCAGCGCCAAGUCAGCGGACGGCAGCACAGCGACCGCCGCCGCCUGCCGCGUGGCGGUCGUGGACACCGUGGGAGCGGGUGACUACUUCACCAGCGGCGUCCUGCUGGGGCUGCUGAGCGGCGCCAGCCUGCAGGCAAGCGCUGCAUGCGGCUGCACCGCGGGGACGGCGGCGGUGAGGACGGCGGGCGCGGAGCUGGGGCCGGAGGCCCUGCAGCAGCUGCGUGCAGCCGUCGCCGCCAUCCUGGCGGCAGACAAGGCGGCAGCGCUGGAAGCGCAGGGAGCAGCCGUGCCGGCGGUGCCCUUGGCUGUGCACUGA